Paramisgurnus dabryanus is the source of this 897-nucleotide messenger RNA. RefSeq lists its product as uncharacterized. The record is from RefSeq and is a predicted model, not a curated record. Lineage: Eukaryota; Metazoa; Chordata; Actinopteri; Cypriniformes; Cobitidae.
CAAAGCCUUGCCCCCUCUUUUGAUUAUUCAUAUAAAAGCCACUGAAAGGGUUUGUGAUUUUAUUCACCUCCUGACAGACCAAAGAUGGAACUGAAAAUCUUCAUUGUUCUCUUCUGCGCUCUUUUCACUGGAGGACAUUCACUCAAAUGUUUUGAGUGUUCAGGUAUAAUGGGUUCUUGUGAAAGCAAAGUGACAACGUGUCCAGGCAUUGCCACAGCUACAUGUGGAAGUGCAACAAUUGUGACCAACACUGGUGGCAAUGAAGUUAAAAUGCAGUCUAAGAGUUGUACAGUGACGGAGGCUUGUAUAACUUCAUCUAUUAACUUCGGAGUUACAAGGACAGUUACAUCUACACAAUGCUGUAACUCAGACCUUUGUAAUAGCAAAGACGCCCCAGAUUCCAGCUCUAACAGCCUCAAUGGAAAACAAUGUUACUCCUGCGAUGGACUGAGUUGCUUCAACAUAUUAAACUGUUUAGGAAACGAAGACUACUGCAUUAAAGCUACAGUACCUGGUGGGUCUGCUUCUCAGACUGUUAAAGGAUGUGCCUCUAAAUCUAUCUGUGAUGCCACAUCACAAGCGAAUGCAGGUUACAUGAGCUUCUCAUGCUGUAAGGGGAAUCUGUGUAACGGUGCUAAGAGCGUCACACAGAAUCUCCUCUUUCUCUUAUGGCCACUCUUCUUCUUCAUCCUGAUCCACUGAAUUCAGCAAAACUUUACUCUUUACAGCAGUAAUGAGAGAUAUUGUGGUGGGAUUAGUAAAAAAAGUGACAUAUUUUGGAUUUAAAAACAAUGUUUAAUUUAAUAUUGCUUAAUUUUCAUUGUAUUUUUGUUGUUAUAUUAGAAAAAAUACAGCAAAUAGAGAAAACAUGAAAUAAAAUGUAACCACACCACUAUA